GUGCACGUGGGGUCGCGGAAACCGAAGCCAGGGAGAGGCCCCGGCCCAUGGAUCCCGUCGCGCGCCCCGUAGCACCCCCGCCCCCCAACAGAGCCUCGGUUUCCCAGGCUAGAGAUCAACGGGAGCCUGGCUCCCCGGCCCCGGGCGGGUCGGGGGCCCCCUAGGGUGGGGCUCCAUAGGGUGGAGACUCACUGGCCGCCGCCCGCCCACGACCCCGCCGGUUAGAAGCGGGGCGGCGGGCGGGUGCUGCCCCUCCCGCGGCCGGCCGGGGUCCCCGGGGCGCUGCCCCCCGCGGCUGCGCGCUGGGCGAGAUGACAUCACCGGGGCGGGGAGGCGGGGAGGCGGCCAUGACGCAGGGUCCGGGCGCGCGCGCGCCCCCCGCGCCCCCCGCGCCCCCCGCGGCCCCCGCGGCCCCCGCGCCCCCUGAGCCCCCUGAGCCCCCUGAGCCCGAGGCGCCCCCUGAGCCCGAGGCGCCCACCACCUUUUGCGCGCUGCUGCCGCGGAUGCCUCAGUGGAAGUUCGCCGCCCCCGCCGGGCUGCUGGGACGCGGGCCGGGGCGUGCGGGAGGCGCGGGGGGCGCACACCCCCAGCCCGAGCCCGCGCGCCCGCCCGGGGUCCCCGCGCUGGCAGCCGCGGUGCUGGCCGCCUGUGAGCCUCGCUGCUCCGCGCCCUGCCCCCUGCCCGCGCUCGGCCGCUGCCGGGGGCCGCGGGGAGCUCGGGGGACGCCCCCGGACGCCGCGGACGAGUGGACCCGCAAGGGCAGCUUUAUCCACCGGCCGGCGCACGGCUGGCUGCACCCCGACGCCAGGGUCCUGGGGCCUGGGGUUUCAUACAUCGUGCGGUACAUGGGCUGCAUCGAGGUGCUCCGCUCAAUGCGCUCCCUGGACUUCAACACUCGCACCCAGGUCACCAGGGAGGCCAUCAACCGUCUUCACGAGGCCGUGCCUGGUGUGCGGGGCUCCUGGAAGAAGAAGGCCCCCAACAAGGCGCUGGCCUCCAUCCUGGGAAGGAGCAAUCUGCGUUUUGCUGGCAUGAGUAUUGCCAUCAGCAUCUCCAUUGAUGGGCUCAACCUCUCAGUGCCUGCCACCCGCCAGGUCAUUGCCAGCCACCACAUGCAGUCCAUCUCCUUUGCGUCCGGCGGAGACACGGACAUGACUGACUACGUGGCCUACGUGGCCAAGGACCCUGUGAAUCAUCGAGCCUGCCACAUCCUGGAGUGCUGUGAGGGCCUGGCCCAGAGCGUCAUCUCCACUGUGGGGCAGGCCUUCGAGCUACGUUUCAAGCAGUUCCUGCACAGCCCCCCUCAGACUCUUGUGCCCUCUGAGGGGCUGACGGAGCCCGAGGCUGCUGCCUGGGGGGGUGAAGACGCGGAGCACAACUACUACAACAGUGUCCGUGGCAAGGAGCCGCCCCCUGGCGGGCUGGUGGACUCACGGCUGGCCCUCACGCAGCCCUGUGCCCGGGGCCAGGGACCAUCUCCUGCUCGAAGGGAUACCCAUGGGCUUCAGUGGGACCUGGACCCCCCAGGGGACGGCUAUGUGCAGGCUGAUGCCCGAGGCCCCCAUGACUACGAGGACCACCUGUAUGUCAACACACAGGGCCUGGACACCCCUGAAACCCCGCGGCCUGAGGACAGCCCUAAGAAGGAUCUGUUCGACAUGCGUCCUUUCGAGGAUGCCCUCAAGCUGCACGAGCGCUCCCAGGUGGCUGCAGGCCCUGCUCUCAUAGAGGACCAGUGGCCCAGUCCCCCCACCCGCCGGGCACCCAUCGCCCCUACAGAGGAGCAGCUGCGGCAGGAGCCCUGGUACCAUGGCCAGAUGAGCCGGCGGGCGGCCGAGAAGCUGCUUCGGGUGGACGGGGACUUCCUGGUACGCGAUAGCGUCACCAACCCAGGCCAGUACGUGCUCACCGGCAUGCAGGCCGGCCAGCCCAAGCACCUGCUGCUGGUGGACCCGGAGGGCGUGGUGCGGACCAAGGAUGUGUUGUUCGACAGCAUCAGUCACCUGAUUGACUAUCACCUGCAGAACGGGCAGCCCAUCAUGGCUGCGGAGAGUGAGCUGCACCUGCGUGGCGUGGUCAAGAGGGAGCCCUGAGCCAGGACACGACGCUCAGCCCUGGCCCACGGGGGGCCUCUCCUGUGCCCAGGUCCCGGACUCUGCCUGAGGGUCGCCCGGGCUGCAGGGCCUGCUCAUACCAAAGACAAGCCUCUGCUGGGGCCUCUCUGCACAUUCAGUUGCCCAGAAACCCGGCGGGGCCUCCAGGAUGUGCCCCCGCCCUCCUGGCCCAACUCUGUUCUCCUGAGAAAUCAGUGCCUGUUGUCUUUGGUGGGGCUGAGCUGCCCUGGGGCCCCCAGGCCAUGGCUCAUACUGACUUGGAAGUAGGGGGGAGCUUGGGGCUGUGCUGAGAGAAGGGACCCCCCAUUUCCUGCCAGGCUGGGGGCUGUAGGAGGGGGCCCUCCAGGUGAGUGCCUGGGCUGGACGCCUGGACUGUGGCUAGCCCUGGGGUGGCCAGAGCAGUGGGGCCCUCGGGCUGGGAGGCUGAACUGGACAGCCCUGGUGGUAGCAGGCUUGCUCCCCUGGGGCUGGAGGAGGGUACUCCGGGGUGUUCUUGGGGGUUGCUGUGACCCGAGUCCCCAACCCGACCUCUGUUUGUAUCCUCCCGCAGAGACACCCCAAUCUCUCGGAGGCACCCACAUUGAGCUCCCAUGUGCAGCCCCUUGUCCCGGACCCCCAAUACACCUGCAAGUGCUUCAUGUUGGCUCCACA
Erinaceus europaeus (western European hedgehog) is the source of this 2765-nucleotide messenger RNA. It is a transcript of the gene SHC2, whose product is annotated as SHC adaptor protein 2. Bases 312 to 2093 code for a protein of 593 amino acids. Gene Ontology annotation, biological process: cell surface receptor protein tyrosine kinase signaling pathway; intracellular signal transduction. The record is from RefSeq and is a predicted model, not a curated record. Gene Ontology annotation, cellular component: plasma membrane. The transcript has 13 exons. Gene Ontology annotation, molecular function: receptor tyrosine kinase binding. NCBI's taxonomy places the organism in Eukaryota, Metazoa, Chordata, Mammalia, Eulipotyphla, Erinaceidae.